Messenger RNA from Sebastes umbrosus (honeycomb rockfish), 1421 nucleotides. RefSeq names its product retinal pigment epithelium-derived rhodopsin homolog (gene rrh). The transcript is spliced from 7 exons. Gene Ontology annotation, biological process: G protein-coupled receptor signaling pathway; visual perception. Gene Ontology annotation, molecular function: G protein-coupled receptor activity. The record is from RefSeq and is a predicted model, not a curated record. The coding region runs from base 224 to 1234 and encodes 336 amino acids. Lineage: Eukaryota; Metazoa; Chordata; Actinopteri; Perciformes; Sebastidae. Gene Ontology annotation, cellular component: photoreceptor outer segment; membrane.
GGAGGGGGCAGUGGUAUGUAAUAAUCCCCUCCACCCCAUCCCUCCACAUUCACCCCCCACCUCUCCACCCUACAGAUUUUAGUUAGACAAAGCAUUUGGCAAUACUGACUCUCUACAUCGCUUUUGUUCAGAUUUUGUAUUUUGAUUUAUUGCCUCUCUGUGUAAUUUUAGUGGGAAGACUGUUUACUUCAAUUAAGGAUCAUUUUUUAGUUCAUCUCAGAAAAUGGGGAUUGACUCUGGAGUCAAUAUUUCAGAUGAUGCUGAACUUUACGGGGGGAAAAGUGCCUUUACCCAACUGGAGCACAACAUAGUGGCUGGAUACCUUAUUACUGCAGGUGUCGUAAGUUUAGCAAGCAACAUUGUGGUGCUGCUAAUGUUUGUGAAGUUUAAGGAGCUGCGCACUGCCACCAACUUCAUUAUAAUCAACUUGGCUCUUACCGACAUCGGAGUGGCCGGUAUCGGCUAUCCCAUGUCAGCUGCCUCAGACAUCCACGGCAGCUGGAAAUUUGGCUACACUGGUUGUCAGGUCUAUGCAGCUCUCAACAUCUUCUUUGGCAUGGCCAGUAUCGGCCUGCUGACUGUGGUGGCCAUCGACCGAUACCUCACCAUCUGCAGACCUGACAUAGGGCAGAAAAUGACGAUGCAAUCGUACAACCUCCUUAUUCUGGCAGCGUGGCUGAAUGCUGUGUUCUGGUCCUCCAUGCCUGUAAUGGGCUGGGCUGCUUACGCCCCGGACCCCACCGGAGCUACAUGCACCAUCAACUGGAGACAGAAUGACGCCUCCUUCAUCUCUUACACUAUGGCUGUGAUCGCUGUCAACUUUGUGAUGCCGCUGUCGGCCAUGUUUUACUGCUACUACAACGUGUCAGUCACUAUGAGGAGACACAAAGCAAGCAACUGCCUGGACAGCGUCAACAUCGACUGGUCAGACCAGAUGGACGUCACCAAGAUGUCCGUAGUAAUGAUCGUCAUGUUCCUGGUGGCCUGGUCUCCGUACUCCAUUGUGUGUCUCUGGGCGUCAUUCGGCGACCCCAAGACCAUCCCUGCCCCCAUGGCUAUCAUCGCUCCACUCUUCGCCAAGUCCUCCACCUUCUACAACCCCUGCAUUUAUGUUAUCGCUAACAAGAAGUUCAGAAGAGCCAUCAUAGGGAUGAUCCGAUGUCAAACCAGGCAGCGAAUCACCAUCAAUACCCAGGUUGCCAUGACAACCUCCCAACAACCUCUGACCCAGUGAGGUCAAAUUGCCUCUACGUAUAACCCAUUUUAUUAAUAUGCCCUGGCAUUAUAUAGAAGAUUGCUAUGAUGACAUAACAUGAAUCACUGUCUAUUAAUAUUCUAGCUAUUGUUCUGUUUAAUAAUCUAAUGCACUGUGGUGUUUACUGUGUACAUUCCACUUGCUGUGACAUUAGUCAUUGUUUGUG